Marasmius oreades (fairy-ring Marasmius) is the source of this 2582-nucleotide messenger RNA. RefSeq lists its product as uncharacterized. Gene Ontology annotation, molecular function: ubiquitin protein ligase binding. Gene Ontology annotation, biological process: ubiquitin-dependent protein catabolic process; DNA damage response; protein ubiquitination. The record is from RefSeq and is a predicted model, not a curated record. NCBI's taxonomy places the organism in Eukaryota, Fungi, Basidiomycota, Agaricomycetes, Agaricales, Marasmiaceae. Gene Ontology annotation, cellular component: Cul4-RING E3 ubiquitin ligase complex. Bases 64 to 2526 code for a protein of 820 amino acids. The transcript has 11 exons.
GGUUCGUCACGCUCAGGCGGCUUGUCCUCCAACAUCCAGCAGAUCGCAGGCCAAGUCAACACGAUGCUCAACGUCUUCCACAUCCUCGAACUUCCCAAACAUGGGGACGGAUUCACACUCGCUGCUUCAAGCUCAUUGACAGAAAGUUCCCCUGAAGAUGGGUCAGCUUCACCUCUUCGAAAACUCGUGCGGUUAGAGACCGACGUUGAUAUCGCGUCUGCUUCUAGAGACAGAGCUUCUACCCUAAAGUCGCGUGUUGGUAGUGGUGUCGUGAAGAUGCAGAUAUUGGGAGAUUUUGUUAACAAACCCAAGACGUUACCUUCAAAAGACGACCGUAGCAUUAUCAAACGUUUCUUGAAGAUGAUCUUGACUCGUGAAACCGACUAUACUCCUACUCGCUUACCUGAUACUUACCAAGGAAUCUAUAACCGCUGUCGGGCGGUCGUCUGCAAGCAAAGUCGAGGCGGAGAUCUUUAUAACGAUAUAAAACUCGAGCUGGAACAAUGUAUGAUCCGUCUCGCUCGGCAACUAAUGGCGUCGACGCACGGUGUCGAAUGGAUCCAAUUGUUGGUUGAAGUUUGUGAUUGGUACCAUGACCAAGAGAAUAUUCUGCGCUGGACCCUCUCUUUCGUCGAUCAAGUAUACGUGCCAACGGUGAAGGGGUUGAGCAACCUACAUGAUCUCGCUCUCUCAAUGUUCAACGCAAAGAUGUUCGAAGACCAGGCGAUCGAACAGCUCCUUAGCCAAAGCAUAACCAUGUGGGCCAACGAUGAGCGUCAAAAUAGGAAACCACACCCCCUUCGUGGAAACAUCACAAAACUCUUCAACUACCUCAAUCUUCAUGGCCAAUACCCGCGCUUUGAGAACAUGUAUCUGGCUUCCACUGAGGCAUACUACAAAGCGGAAUCCAAGACGAAGGCAGAUGAACUUCGGGAUUUUCCUGAUCAGUUCAUGAAACACGCUCUUACUUCGAUUGAUAUGGAGGUUGAGCGUACGAAAGAGAUUUUCCUUCCUAUGAGUUGGAGUGGGAUCAAAGAGGUGACUGAACGAUCGUUGAUGGAGGAGAGGACGCAAUGGCUUGCGGAGACUGCUGUCACUCAAUAUCUGAAUACGAAAGAUAUGGAUGCUCUAUUGAAGAUGUAUGAUCUCUACGUUCGAAUUGAACGUAAGAAGCAGUUAUGUGUUGCUUUUGGGAUGUAUUUCCGAGACGAAGUCAAACGUAUCGUUCUCGAUCCCGAAACCACCAUGGUUGAAAGACUCUUGACCACCAAAGCUCUCGCCGAAAGCGCAGUCAACACUGUAUUUCUUGUCGAGUCCGAGCCUCAGGUUCAACCUGAAAACCCCUCUUCCUCUGCUUCUAGUACUAGUGCCCUCCCACGGAAAAAACCAGAUCAGGACUUUGUACACGCUUUACACGACGCUUUCACACUCGGAUUCCGAGCACGUAGGAUGAAACCAGCCGAAGCGCUCGCUAAACAUCUUGAUAAGAUUCUUCGAAAGGGACAAGGGAACUUGAGUGAUUCUGAUUAUUGGGAGGGGUUGAAUAAGGUGUUGGGACUUUGUCGGUAUACGGAUGAUAAGGAUGUGUUUAGGAGGUUUUAUCAUCGACAGUUGGCGAAGAGGUUGUUGAUGCAGAGGAGUGCGUCGGAUACGUUUGAGAAGAGGAUGUUGAAGAUGUUGAGGGAUAAAUAUGACCCGGAAUUCGACGAUGCGCAGAAUAUGUUCACUGAUUUGGAUUUGGCGCGAGAGAUGAUGGCGGAUUAUCAUUCGAAGUUGAGGGAUGAUAGUCCGGGACGAAGGCUAUAUGUGACAGUGCUCCAGACGAGUGCAUGGCCGUUUCCUACACCUGAGAAGGCUGUUAUUUUACCACACGAGAUGCAAGCAGAGUUAAAGGCGUAUGAUGAAAAUUACUACCAGAAGAGACACCCGAAACGGAAGCUGACUUGGGAUCACUCCUUGGGUACUAUGGAAUUGAAAGCUCGGUUCGGGGGUACUUUGAAGGAGCUUUCUGUUAGUAUGUACCAAGGAGUCGUGUUGUUGUUGUACAACGAGAUAAGUGAGAUGGGAUUUGUAGAGAUUAAGGAGGCUACUGGCAUUGCUGAUGACGAUCUCCGACGUACGCUCCAGAGCUUGGCGUGUGGGAAGAAGAGAGUGUUGAAGAAGGUUCCGAUGAGCGCUGAAGUCAAAGAUGACGAUGUGUUUCAGUUUAAUGAUGGUUUUGUCGAUUCUCGGUCGAAGAUCCACAUUAAUUCGAUUCAAGCGAAGGUUUCGAUCAAAGAAUCCCAAAAGACCCAAGAAUCCAUCGAAGGAGAUCGGAAACACGUUAUCGACGCUGCAGUUGUUCGGAUUAUGAAAGCGAAGAAGGAGAUGGCUUUUGAGCCGUUGGUGAAUGAGACGAUUGAUGCUGUUAAGAAACAUUUUGCGCCGCAGGUUCCGAUGAUCAAGAAGAGGAUUGAUUCGUUGGUUGAGGAAGAGUAUUUGGAGAGGAGUGAGAAGGAUAGGAAUGUUUUUAGGUAUUUGGCUUGAGGUGGCUUUUGUGUGGAUCUGUGAUAUGUACGCUUUGAAAACUUGUGUUUAGCGAA